AGGACAAAAAGCAAGCUUGCCUCCUUUCUAAGAGCUCAAAUGCCCAGGCUGUGGAUGAGUGUCUUUCCUGAUCCCGUGUAGCUUGAGUGAGGGCCCUGAGGUUUUCCUAAAAAAAAAAGCCAGAGAAAAGCCGGACGUGGUAGCUGAACAGUUUUAAUCCAGCCUGGUCUACAGAGUUCUAGGACAGCCGGGGCUACACAGAAGCCCUGUCUCGAAAAAUCAAAGGGGGGAAAACGUCAGAGAAAGUAGUGAGACAGCCAUGGGGCUGCUGCCUGGUGAUGGUCUGUGGCCCGUGGCCAUCUUCACGGUCAUCUUCAUAUUGCUGGUAGACCUGAUGCAUCGGCGCCAGCGCUGGACUGCCCGCUACCCACCAGGCCCUGUGCCGUGGCCUGUGCUGGGCAACCUGCUGCAGGUGGACUACCAGAAUACUCCACAGAGCUUCCACAAGCUUCGGUGUCGCUAUGGUGAUGUGUUCAGCCUGCAGAUGGCCUGGAAGCCCGUGGUCGUUAUCAGUGGACUGAAGGCCGUGCACGAGGUGCUGGUGACCUGUGGAGAGGACACUGCAGACCGUCCUCCAUUACCAGCCUAUGAGAACCCAGGCUUUGGGCCUAAAUCCAAAGGUGUGGUCCUUGCACCUUAUGGGCCCGAGUGGCGAGAGCAGCGGCGAUUUUGUGUGUCCACCCUGCGCAACUUCGGCCUGGGCAGGAAAUCGCUGGAGCAGUGGGUGACGGAGGAGGCUGGCCACCUCUGUGAUGCCUUCAGCGACCAGGCUGGGAGCCCCUUCAAUCCAAAAACCCUCCUGAACAAAUCGGUGUGCAAUGUGAUCGCAUCCCUCAUUUAUGCCCAACGCUUUGAGUAUGGAGACCCUUACUUCACCAGCAUUUUGAAAAUAAUAGAAGAACAUUUAGAAGAUGUUUCUGGCUUCAUUCCUGAGGCUCUCAACAUGCUCCCGGUGCUCCUGCGCAUCCCAGGCCUGGCUGACAAGGCCUUCCCACGGAAGAAGGUAUUCAUGGCCAUAUUCGAGAAUCUGUUGAGUGAGCACAAGAUGACCUGGGACCCUGCCCAGCCACCCCGAGACCUGACUGAUGCCUUCCUGGCUGAGGUGGAGAAGGCCAAGGGGAAUCCUGAGAGCAGCUUCAACGAUGAGAACCUACACAUGGUGGUGGCCGACCUGUUCACAGCAGGGAUGGUGACUACGUCAACCACACUGUCCUGGGCCCUGCUGCUCAUGAUCCUGCACCCGGAUGUGCAGCGUGAGCCUGGGCAUUCCCCUGGGGCUCCUUCACUGAGGGGUCCUGUAUGCCCAGGCCGUGUCCAGCAGGAAAUCGAUGAAGUCAUCGGGCAGGCGCGGCGUCCAGAGAUGGCAGACCAGGCCUGCAUGCCCUACACCAAUGCUGUGGUCCAUGAGGUGCAGCGCUUUGCAGACAUCGCUCCAGUGAAUUUUCCACAUAUGGUAUCCCGUGACAUUGAAGUGCAGGGCUUCCGCAUCCCCAAGGGGACCACCCUCAUCACCAACCUGUCCUCCGUGCUGAAGGACGAGACUGUGUGGGAGAAGCCCCUCCAGUUCCAUCCUGAGCACUUCCUGGAUGCCCAGGGCUACUUUGUGAAGCAUGAGGCCUUCAUGCCAUUCUCAGCAGGCCGCAGAGUAUGCCUGGGGGAGCCCCUGGCCCGCAUGGAGCUCUUCCUGUUCUUCAGCUGCCUCCUGCAGCGCUUUAGCUUCUCGGUGCCUGAUGGACAGCCCCGGCCCAGCGACCACCGUGUCUUUGCAAUCCCAGUUGCUCCCUCUCCCUAUCAGCUGUGUGCUGUGGUGCGAUAAUUCCAGUCCUGUUCUGCAGGGUGGCCUGAGCCAUGCAGGACAGAUCAGUCUUGUGGCUGCUGCUGUUUCCUGCUCUAAAUUCAAUCCCUGUCUCUGUUGGGUCCUCAGAUAAUAGUUGUCAACCAACCUGCCUCACCCCCUCACACUCCCAAGGGACAACUAAAAUGCUGUGAGAAGAGAGUGUGUUGGGCAGAGGGCUACAGUUUCAGAACUUGGGAGCCUAUCCUGCUCUCUAUAGCAAAGUCAACUACAUAAUGAGAGCUUGUUGCCAGAGCCCACUGGCAGAGUUGAAUGGUUCUUGAGUCGGGAGUGAGGAUUGAAAUUAAUAAGCCAACACACAACACAUGGGACCUUUCUGAGAGGCUCUAGCAGAAGCUAGCCACCUUGCUUUAUUCUAGACUGACCAUUUUAAGACAGAACAAAAACACAAUAAAUGAAUUCACAGGGAAGUCAAACAAAAGGGUUACUUUGACAAGACAUCCUACCUGCUGUCUCAAAAGGAGAUAGGCUUGGUAGCUUAUCACUGACUCCAGUGAAGGCCAGGGCAAAAGCAGUCUUUCUGCUGAGAUCUAAAUAACAAAGCAGCCUGGCAGACCAGGGGCUCCCAACAGGUCUCCCUUUUUUAUAUUUUAAAAAUUGACCAUAACUUAAGAGUGAUGGAGCAGAAGAUUGUGCCUGUCUUAGGUUCUCUCUCUUUUUUUGUAAUUUUUAUUAAUUACAGUUUAUUCACUUUGUAUCCCAGCUGUAGCCCUCUCCCCCAUCCCCUCCCUAAUCCCAUCCUCUCCUUCUCCUAUGCCCCUCCCCCAGUUCAAUAAUAGGGGAGGUCCUCUUCCCCUUCCAUCUGACCCUAGUCUGUCAGGUCUCAUCAGGACUGGCUUCUUUGUUUUCCUCUGUGGACUGGUAAGGCUGCUCCCCCUUCAGGUGGAGGUGAUCAAAGAGCCAGCCCAUGAGUUCAUGUCAGAGAUAGUCCUUGUUCCUAUUACUGGGGAACCCUCUUGGACACUGAGCUGCCAUGGGCUACUUCUGUGCAGGAGUUCUAAGUUAUCUCCGUGAAUGGUCCUUGUUUGAAGUAUCAGUCUCAGAAAGACCCCAGUGCCAAAAUUUUUGGAUUCUGUUGCUCUCCUUGUGCAGCUCCUGUUUCCAUCUCCCCCUUCUUUCAUAAGAUUCCCUGCACUCUGCCUGAAGUUUGGCUAUGAAUCUCAGCAUAUGUUUUGAAACCCUGCUGGGUAGAGUCUUUCAGAGGCACUCUGUGAUAGGCUCUUGUCCUGUUCCCUGUUUUCUCCCUCUUCUAAUGUCUGUCUUGUUUGCCCUUCUGAAUGAAGACUGAGCAUCUUACCCAGAGAGGUUGUCUCUUAAAAGAUAUAUUCUUACCUGUCAUUGGUACAUGAAUUCCAUAAUUCAUGCCCUGUCUUAGGUUGAAUCUUUUUUAGAGAGAGCUUAUCCAUUUUUGACUACCAACCUCCACUAGGGUAGAUACUGGGGCUUAAUCUUAUGCAGAUCAGAUCGGCUUUAACAUACUAAAAGGCCUUCAGGAAGUUUUUAAUUGUCACUAGUAGGAGAUAUGCUCCUAAAAAGAGUAAUAAGCCACGUCCAAAUAACAUUCCAUAAGUGACUUAAACGAUGACCCCUAGUAUAAAAACCAAGCCUGAGAAACAUUCACAGGAGCCAUAAUAAAAAGCUGUUGAACAAUCAGAACCAUUUGAAAGCUUAGAAAUACAGUUUGUUAGUUUACAUUGAUGGCAAGAAACAUUAAAGUUUGAAUCUUGUAUAAAAACAUUAACAUUUCCAAACAGGGCAUAAGGAGAAUUUACAUAGGCAGUUACAGGGCCUCCCAAGAGUUUCUGUGGCAAUCCUCCAUAUAUAGGUCUGCUGAAAACCAGAAUCAGCUCAAAGUCCCAUAGCCAGUCCUCUUUUCCAUUCUUCCUGAUUUUGUUGAGAAUUGUCCUCAUUACCAGAUCAAUCGAGUCCAGUCACAUUGUAUAAGAGGUUUCUCUGUAUAACAUCUUCUCCCAGGAGCAGAAUGAAACAAAGGUUGGUCAGGAGCAUUAGCCCAAUAGAGCUCUCUGUUCACCAUCAGGACAGAAUUCACCAUGGUCAACAGCAGGAACAUCCUCCUUCCAGGGAACAACUGCAAAUUGUACCAGCCUUUCUCAGAUCCACCUGGCUCCUUUUGCAUCCUAAGGACACACAGAUAUGUCCUCUUCCCCAUAUUAAUAUGGGGUUGGGGCCCUACCAUAUUCCAGUAAUCAGAUCUUUCCAUUUUACUUGAGUAUAAUUAUGUUUGGUAUUAGGGUGCCACAAUCGAUCAGCUGCAGAAUGGCCAGGUAUAUCCACAUUUAAAAAAUUUUAAAGAGCAUGAUUAAGAUUUGGGAAUAUGACUCCCCUUUGUUAUUUUUGCAAUUGGUUCUUAAGAGAUCCAUGAGAAUGUGUCAUAGUUCCUUAGCCUUGAGGAUUAUAUGGAAUACCUAUUUUAUGACUUAUAUUCAUUUGUGUACAGAAACGCUGAAAAGCUUGAGUAAUAUAUGCAGUACCAUCAUCAGUCUUUAUAAUGGAAGGAAUACCAACUGUAACAAAACACUUUAAGCAAUGACUUAUAACAUGUUUGGUGGCUUCUCCUGCUAAGGGAGUUGCCAUGAUAAAUCCUGAAAAAGUAUCAAUUGUUAUGUGACUUGUUUAGAAUGGUUUUAAUCCUAGGUUUUAAGUAAGUUAACUUUAUGUUACAGAUUUUAACCAUACCCAAUAACCAAUAAUCUAUAACCAAGACAUUAAACAUGGUAAAUUUAUACCUUUAAGACAGAGAGACAAAACACCUUGCUACUUGUGAAUCUGAUUUUUUUAUGACCAUAGAAGCUUUGUAGCAUAAUUAACCAUUAGCUUUCUUACUGGAAAAACCGAGAAGCUGCCCCCACCACCACCCUUUUUCCCCCCUACCUCCGAGUGAUUUUAGCCUUAGCUGGACACUGCUCAGCAAGUUCUAACUUCCACAACAGGAUCUUCUGCUAAACAUUCUCUUGCGAAUUGCUUCCGGUCCCCUGGGCAGAGGGGACAAGGACUCUAACAGAACUUGAGUAAAAGCUGAUGUAGGACAAUAUUGAGAGCAUGUAGUUUUCAAUUCCUUUAAUUGUUUAAGAGAUAUAGGUGCAUGGACUUUCACCAUAUUAACCUGUCCAUCAGUUUGCUCUGGAAAACCAUAAAACUCAGUUAUAUCUUUUCCAUUGUGCCUAGAGUGUUUUUCCUCCAACUCUGCAACCUUAUCAGGAUCUGAGUCAUUCUCAAAGUCUUCUCCUAACAAGAAAUUAUUAUCAUUAGGAGGGACAUACAGCUCUUCUGGAGGAGCUGAUGGUCUAAUCUCGUUUUGUCUUGAAGCUUCCCAUUUUUCUAUCCUCUUUCUCUUUAACCCUAAAAGUUUCACUUUCUCAGUUCCAUGCUGCAUAGACAGACUAUUUCUAAUUAAAUUCUAUACAAAAAACUCGA
Molecule: messenger RNA, 5290 nt
Organism: Psammomys obesus (fat sand rat)
Lineage: Eukaryota; Metazoa; Chordata; Mammalia; Rodentia; Muridae
Product: cytochrome P450 2D3-like
Exons: 9
Coding region: 260-1816 (518 amino acids)
Biological process (GO): arachidonate metabolic process; xenobiotic metabolic process
Cellular component (GO): intracellular membrane-bounded organelle; cytoplasm
Molecular function (GO): heme binding; oxidoreductase activity, acting on paired donors, with incorporation or reduction of molecular oxygen, reduced flavin or flavoprotein as one donor, and incorporation of one atom of oxygen; iron ion binding
Source: RefSeq, a predicted model, not a curated record